AUGUGGGUGGGCUGCCUCCCCCACCCUCACCUGCCUGACCACACCCUGGUCCUCCUGCACACCGAGGGGAUGGGGUCGUUGCAGGAGGACCUGGAGAGCUCCCGGUGGCUGCUGGUGCUGACCCUGCUCCUCUGCAGCUCCCUGAUCCACACCAGCCACGGGGACAUCACCCAGCAGGACAUGAACCGGCUGAGGUGGCUGUCGGAGCUGCCCGAGCUCAUCACGUGCAGAGAGAGCCCCGAGCGCGGCGCCCUCAGCGAUUCCCACAGAUUCGCCCUUUUCUUCCCCGAUUUCGUCUGGGCCGUCAUGGAUCGCACCCGGGAGCUCCUGGACGAGGACGGGUGGGAAAUCUCCGAGGACGAGUACCUGGAGCGGGCGCUGAGGCUGCAGCCAGGUACCAACACCCGGGCCCAGCGGCACAACCUGCCCCGGGAGUGCAUCCGGCAGUUCUUCCCGGAGCGCCGGUGCUUCCUGAUCCAGGGGCACCCGGAGGAGACCCCGGCCGGGCUGCAGGAGCAGAAGUUCCUCACGUUCCUCCGGGAGGAGGCGCAGACGAAAACGUUGCCCGGGGGCCUCGUCGUCACCGGGGAACUUCUGGGGAGGCUGGCAGAGAUCUACGUGGAGCAGAUCCGGGCGGGAGCGGUGCCGUGCCUGGAGCGCGCCAUCCGGGACGUGGCCCCGGCGGCCAACGCGGCGGCGGUGGCGGCGGCCCUGCAGCUCUACCGGGAGCGGACGGAGGGCCUGGAGCUGCCCGUGGACACGGUGACGGAGCUGCUGCGGCUCCACAGGCGCUGCGAGCGAGAGGCUCUGGAGCUGUUCAUGGAGCGGGCUUUCCCGGAUGGAAUCCGCAAUAGCCAGGACGAGUUCAUGCGCCAGGUGGAGGCCCUGAGGGACAAGUUCUUCUCGAACAACGAGCGCCUGUCCCGCGCCAGGUGCGAGGAGACCCUCCAGAACCUGUCCCGGGACAUGGAGACACGGAACCGGGACAGAUCCCACGGCCUGCCCGGGGGAUACCUGCAGGCGCUGGUGGUGAAAUACUGGAACCUGCCCGGCAAGGGGUUGAAGGCGGCUGCCGUGCUGCAGGAAUUCCUCAGGAGGAGGAGCAUCCCGGAGCAUUCCAUCAGGAUGUGGAGGGAUCAGUACCUGCGGGAGCUGGGGCAGAGGGUGCGCGCGGAGAAGGAGGACGAGCAGCGGCAGCGGCAGCAGGAGCAGUACGGAGAGGAGGAGCGGCUGCGCCAGGGCGGCUUCCAGGAGCAAGCGGACAGGCUCUUCUCCGUGAUCCUGGAGCUGGACCAGGAAUAUCACGGCCGUGGCAGGAACAGAGGCGGCUGGAACGGCAGGAAUGCCGGCUGGGACGGCGGGGACAGAGGCUGGAACGGCAGGAAUUCCGGCUGGGAUGGCGGGGACAGAGGCUGGAACGGCAGGAAUUCCGGCUGGGAUGGCGGGGACAGAGGCUGGAACGGCAGGAAUUCCGGCUGGGACGGCGGGAAUUCCGGCAGGAACGGCGGGGACAGAGGCUGGAACGACUCCAGGAGCAGCAACCACCACUACCUGUGGAUCCCCGUCGCCCUGGGCGUCGUGGCGGUUCUGGCACUCAUCCUCAUGUAA
This is a messenger RNA of Empidonax traillii (willow flycatcher), 1608 nucleotides long. RefSeq names its product guanylate-binding protein 6-like. The transcript has 10 exons. Bases 1 to 1608 code for a protein of 535 amino acids. The record is from RefSeq and is a predicted model, not a curated record. NCBI's taxonomy places the organism in Eukaryota, Metazoa, Chordata, Aves, Passeriformes, Tyrannidae. Gene Ontology annotation, molecular function: GTP binding; GTPase activity.